Messenger RNA from Macrobrachium nipponense, 1317 nucleotides. RefSeq lists its product as uncharacterized. The transcript is spliced from 6 exons. Lineage: Eukaryota; Metazoa; Arthropoda; Malacostraca; Decapoda; Palaemonidae. Bases 152 to 841 code for a protein of 229 amino acids. The record is from RefSeq and is a predicted model, not a curated record.
UACUGUGACAAGGACAUCGCGCCAGGAACGAUUUUCGAAUCUUCCUCAAAUAAGAUGAUACUCUACUUCGAAUCUCGAACAUACUGGCUUAAGGGAUGGUCUGCUAAUAUCAAGUUCAUACCCAUACCCGGAUGUGGUGGUCCCACACCAGAUGCCACCUGCAUACGAGAAGAUAUUAGUGCUACCGAAGUACAAUGGACUUCUCCCCUCUUUGGACAAAGCAACUAUCCUGAUUGAUAUGAAUUGUUCUCUCACUUUAACUUCUACUGAGCCAGCAUGGGCUAAAAUUACCUUCAACAGCUUCACAUUAGAAACUGGGUGUGGAGAUUACGUCUCAUUUACAAAACCUUACAACUUUGGAGAAGCAAAGCUCUGUGAUACCCAGAAUGGAGAGAUAAUGCUUCCCUCAUUCAAUUCUGUUGGGACGUUCUUCAGCAAUGCAGCUACCAACGCAGCUGGAUUCGACCUGACCGUUACCAAAAUGACCUCGAGUUGUCACAAGGUCAUCACCCUCACAAUUGGUAGCAGUUCUACUCUAGAAACUCCCUCUGUUGGUAGCAACAUGUGGACACGUAACGCUUGUGAAUGGUGGAUCACAUCCCCAGCUGGUACAAAAAUCCAGCUGAAGUCCUCAAAGUUGUUGGUCAGGAACUGUAAUUCGGAGGGAGUCCUCGUCAACCAAAAUGGAGACUCUUCUUACCCUACAGCAUCCACUAGCGCUAUCUGUGGGAGGUCUGCCAGUUUACAGACCACAAGCAAUGGAAACAAGAUGGCCGUGCUGUUUUAUAGCAACAGGGCCAGGAGCGGCAUGGUAGCAGUUGCAACUGUUGUUGCAGCCUAAGGAAUAACAAAGUGAAUAAAUGUCUUGGUCCUGUAAGGCUCUCUGCACUUUAUCAUCACAGAACAUCAAAUUCUAGUCAUCCAUGAAUAUAAAGAAAAAUUAUUCUUUUUCAGGGUAAUGUCUUCUUUGAUCUUUGAUUACAAAGCUCGUGUUUACUUCUAAAUAACCAUUAGGAAAUAAAACAAAGUCUACUUCCAAGAACAUUAAGAAUAGAUUCACCAAACCUGGCAGAUAAUAUGAUGUUUUGUCUUUAUAUCAACAUAAAUGUUUCAAUGAAUUAUCAGUAUGGAAUAAGACUUAAGAAUAACGUAAUGAGUGAAGGUACUAGAGCAAACUUUUUGACUUGCAUAUUUUGAGUGGCAGUAGAACUGGGUAUUUUAUUAAGAUGUACCUGACUAGUAGCCUUAAAACUGCAGGACUAAACAAGGAAUGUUUCCAAAAAAGAUCUGUAUGUUCUAAAAUUUACCAAUAAAGAA